AUGGGGCGGGGUGGGUCCUUCCUGCUGUCCCUCGUGUCGGUGGCUCUGCUCGGCGUCCAGGCCGCGGCACUGAAACAGGACUGCUACGGUGCAACGGUCAAGAUUUCUGCCAUCCACGCCCAGCACCCCGAUGAACCCGUGCUGGAGGUGUACGGCUACCCCAGCGCCAUCGGGCGGGCCAUACCCGCCUCCCCCACCGGCUCCAUGCACCUGGAGCUGGCAGCCCCACCCCACGCCUGCGCCGCCGUGUCCCCGCCCGCGCUCCCCCUCUCCGCCGCCCUGGUGUCCCGCGGCGAGUGCGACUUCGUCCAGAAGGCCCUGGCCCUGGCCGCCGCGGGGUACAGCGCCAUGAUCCUGGUGGACUCCGCCCCCGGCUGCGUGUUCAUGUCGGCCAACGACACGGCCGCCGCCGGCGCGCUGGAGAUCCAGGCCGCCACGAUCACGGCCGUCGCCGGACGGCGAGACAGCGACAGCGAGGCGGAGGGACCGCGGGCGCGGGCCGAUCCCGGCUUCGUCGUCUCACGCGUCGGCGCCGGUGGCUUCGUGGUGGUCGCCUCCACUUUGCUCCUCCUCUUCUAUUACCUGGACGAUGACUGGCUGGCCAGCCUCCUGACGUUCGUGUUCAUGGCGGCAUGCUGGUCGCCGCUGGCAGAGGCCCUGGCGGCUGCGGUGGAGCUCGCGCUCUGGCGCGCGCCGCGCCUCCGCGCCUCGCUGAACGAUCCGGCCUCGCUGCCCCUCCUCGGCCCCGUCGGGCUGCUGCAGGCGGUGAGUGUCGUGGCAACUGUGACCACGAUCGAGGUCUGGCGGGAGCAUCGUGACGCGGGCUGGGCCUGGGCGGUGCAGGACGCCAUGGGCGCCGCGCUGCUGGUGUCCCUGCUGCGGACCGUCCGGCUGCCGGACCUGGCCACCGCCUGCAUCCUGCUUCCCCUGGCCUUCCUGUACGACGUGUGGUGGGUCUUCCUCCAGCCCCUGGUCACCGGCGGCCCCUCGGUCAUGGGCGACGUGGCGCUGCCGGGCCUCCUGGUCGUGCUGACGUGGCGCUGGGAUGUGACGCAGCGCUUCCUGGGCGUCCGGCCCUCCCACUACGGCCCCUGCGCCCUGGCCGGGUACGCGGUGGGGCUGACCGCCACGUAUGCCGCGCUGCGAGUCGGCCUAUUUGGCGACGCGGGGCAGCCCGCGCUGCUGUACCUGGUGCCCAGCACGCUGGGCACGACGUGUGCGCUGGCGGCGGCGCGCAGCGAGCUGGGCCGGCUCUGGACCGCGGACGUCGACCCGGAGAGCCUCAGGAGCGGUGGGGGGCCGGCGGGGGAGGACGUGGAGCAGGGGCGGGAGGCCCUCCUCGCCACGUGA
Molecule: messenger RNA, 1350 nt
Organism: Auxenochlorella protothecoides
Lineage: Eukaryota; Viridiplantae; Chlorophyta; Trebouxiophyceae; Chlorellales; Chlorellaceae
Product: Signal peptide peptidase-like 2B
Exons: 4
Coding region: 1-1350 (449 amino acids)
Biological process (GO): membrane protein proteolysis
Cellular component (GO): Golgi-associated vesicle membrane; cytoplasmic side of endoplasmic reticulum membrane; lysosomal membrane
Molecular function (GO): aspartic endopeptidase activity, intramembrane cleaving
Source: RefSeq, a predicted model, not a curated record